AUGUCUGGAAAUAUUGUCAUCCUGAUCUUAAUAACCACUGACUCCCAUCUUCUUUCCCCCAUGUACUUCUUGUUGGCCAACCUGUCCUUUGUUGAUAUGUGGCUCUCCUCAAACACCUCUCCUAAGAUGAUCACCGACUUUCUCAGGGAAAACAAGACCAUUUCCUUUGCAGGAUGCAUGUCCCAGGUCUCUUUUGCCCAUUGCAUUGCUAUAGGAGAGAUGGUGUUGUUGGUGGUAAUGGCUUAUGAUCGCUAUGUGGCCAUCUGCAAACCUCUCCAUUACUUCACCAUCAUGAACCUGAAGAGAUGCACUGGGUUGGUGAUGACUUCCUGGAGCAUUGGCUUUACACAUGGUAUAAGUCACUUGGUAGUGGUUAUGCAGCUGCCUUUUUGUGGUCCCAACAAGAUAGAUAGUUUCUUUUGUGAUAUGCCACUGGUAAUCAAGCUAGCCUGCAUGGAUUCUCAUUAUUUAAAUACUUUAAUGAAUGCUGAAUGUGGGAUUGUGGCUCUAACUUGCUUAACACUAUUGCUUCUUUCCUACACAAAUAUACUCAUCACUGUUUGCCAGAGCUCGAAAGCUGGAGUAUCUAAGGCCCUGUCCACAUGCACUGCACACAUCACAGUGGUAAUGAUCUUCUUUUUGCCCUGCAUCUUCAUCUAUGUGUGGCUUCCUCAGUAUCACCUGAUUAGACAAUUUUUUUGCUGUGUUUUAUUCUGUUUUAACACCUCUUCUAAACCCAACCAUUUAUACACUGAGAAAUAA
Mastomys coucha (southern multimammate mouse) is the source of this 762-nucleotide messenger RNA. RefSeq names its product olfactory receptor 4K3-like. The coding region runs from base 1 to 762 and encodes 253 amino acids. Gene Ontology annotation, cellular component: membrane. Gene Ontology annotation, biological process: G protein-coupled receptor signaling pathway. Gene Ontology annotation, molecular function: olfactory receptor activity; G protein-coupled receptor activity. The transcript has a single exon. The record is from RefSeq and is a predicted model, not a curated record. Lineage: Eukaryota; Metazoa; Chordata; Mammalia; Rodentia; Muridae.